This is a messenger RNA of Scomber japonicus (chub mackerel), 3289 nucleotides long. It is a transcript of the gene cln3, whose product is annotated as CLN3 lysosomal/endosomal transmembrane protein, battenin. Gene Ontology annotation, biological process: regulation of intracellular pH; lysosome organization. Lineage: Eukaryota; Metazoa; Chordata; Actinopteri; Scombriformes; Scombridae. The record is from RefSeq and is a predicted model, not a curated record. Gene Ontology annotation, cellular component: lysosome; membrane. The transcript is spliced from 15 exons. The coding region runs from base 88 to 1407 and encodes 439 amino acids.
GAUGUCUCCUGAGUGUUUGGGUAGUUUUAAACGGUAAACUGUUAGCUCUUUUAUAUAGCCUGCUAACUGUUAGUUGGGUCUGUAAUCAUGGAGCGCACAGCCAGCGUCAACGCGGAUCCUGCGCAGCUCUCUGACAGCCAUGGUCGUUGGCGCAACUGGAUAGGCUUUUGGUGCCUUGGAUUGUGCAACAACUUUGCCUAUGUGGUAAUGCUGAGCGCCGCUCAUGACAUCCUUAAAAAACAACAGUCAGAAAACGCCACUGAACCUACUUCAACAAUCGCAUUUGGUGUGGACUUUCAAGGUGGGAAAAGCAGCAACAGUAGCCGCUAUGACUGCAACCCUGUUUCUACUGCGGCUGUGCUGUUAGCCGACAUCCUCCCAACACUCCUCAUCAAGCUGUUUGCUCCCUUUGUAAUCCACAAAAUGCCUUAUGGUGUCCGAGUGUUGUUCUGCGUCGCCAUGGCAGCAACAAGUUUCCUCCUCGUGUCUUUCUCCUCAGCUGUGUGGAUGAGCAUUCUGGGAGUGAUCUUUGCCAGUAUCGGUUCUGGGCUGGGAGAAUUGUCCUUCCUGUCGCUCACUGUCUACUUCAACAGGAAUGUACUGGCAGGCUGGGGAUCAGGUACUGGUGGCGCCGGUGUUGCAGGAGCCCUCCUAUACUCAGGCCUCACCCAAGCUGGCCUGUCACCCCAAAUUACACUCCUCAUCAUGCUGGUGGUCCCGUUAUUUAUGUUAAUUAGCUAUUUUGUCCUGCUGGUUCCUCCAUCUUCAUUACCUCAGUGGAAAAACAGCGAGACAGAAUAUGGAGCUGUGGACUCAGAGGAGAGACGGCAGCUGAUGGAUGGAUCGGAUGAAGAGGAGCAGGACAAAUCAACCCGAGCGGCCCGAAGUACUGGACCUCUUACCUUCACAGAGAAACUGCAUGUCAUCAAAGGCUUGCUGAAGUUUGUGGGUCCUCUGGGACUGGUCUAUUUUGCGGAGUACUUCAUUAACCAGGGCUUGAUGGAACUCCUGUAUUUCCCAAAGUUUUUCCUGUCCCACGCAGAGCAGUAUCGCUGGUAUCAGACGCUCUAUCAGGUGGGUGUGCUGGUGUCUCGGUCCUCCCUGUGCUGUGUGAAGAUCAGGAGAGUGUGGGUACUGUCUCUGCUACAGGUGGUGAAUGCAGUGCUGCUUCUGUUCGCAGUGGGUUACCUGUUCCUGCCCAGCGCCUGGCUGGUGUUUGCCAUAAUCCUAUAUGAGGGUCUGCUGGGUGGAGCUGCGUAUGUCAACACCUUCUACUUCAUCAGCAAGGAGACUGAAGACAGACAGAGGGAGUUUGCCAUGGCUGCUGCAAGUGUAGGAGACAGUCUGGGUAUAGCACUGGCUGGACUGGCUGCUUUCCCCAUCCACAGACACUUCUGCUCUCUAUGACCCAGCCCACACACUGACCACUCACUACUGACGAUGAAUAAGCAAGACGUGGGUGCGUUCCAUGCGAGGAAUAUUAUUAUUUUAUUUGUGAAACGAGUUUGAGAUGAUCUGACUAAAGCAGACUUUACUUGUACAUACAGAUGCCAUAUUAAAAGGCACACUAUGCAGAUUCCUGAUCACACUGAGUGAGCCACACAGAGAGAGAAUCACUUACCAAUGGAUAAACCUUUUCACCCAUUCCUGGUGAUCCACCAUUCACAUCCACAUGUCAGGUCAUGCUGUGAGCAACCAUGAUCCUAUGACAUAAGUGGUUUUCCAUACUACUGGAAGGCAUGGUGGUAAAACCUUUAAUAUUGUGUGUUUGAAGUUUGCUAGUUUGCACAAAUUGCACUAAAAGAGGAAGUGAUGAUGCUGUCAUAUAAUGCAGUGAAUGCUCAUAGCUUGUUUUAUAGGCCAACAUUGGUUGUGCACUUACCUCACUGACAAACUGCGUUUCCUGUGGCUGUUUUACAAGAAAAUCCUUAAUGAUGCUCACACAACAUUUUUUUAAUUUGAUGUAGCCACAGCAGGACUGCAAAUGUUCAGUUUGCAUUCAUUUAACACAGUAGAUGUGAUACAGCUGCAGGAGAGGAAGCAAAAUGAAGAAAUGCAUCUGAUUAUUUUAACAGUUAAAUGUAAUAAUGUGAUGUGUUCCUGAUAAGACAGGAGCAGAGAAACGCAUCUCAUCUUCAAAAAUAGCACCAACUGUAAAGCUUACUGUUAACAGAAAGUAACAACUGACUACAGGAGUUCAAGAUAAAACCUGUUAUUUUCUUGACCCUUUCUUACUGAGUGGUCUCUUUUAGAGUAAUCUAGUCUUCACAUUUUAAAGUGUUAACCUCUGCCUGCCAUUCAGUGCUGGCAACCUAUAUUACAAGGGACCUAGUGCAACUUCAAAAUCAAAGAUGGGUCAAUAGAAUGAUUGGUAGUUCAGGACUUGUCUGACAUAACACAUAACAAACUUUAAGUGAUAAUGACACAUUUUUAAAUGUUUUGUUUUAUUUGCUGCUGGUGGUUUUAGAUAUUUUUAUUAUUAUACUUUCAUUGUUACAUGUUGUGUCCUCAAUCAUGGGCACAACCAAAGCAACCAACCAUUGCAUACUGACGGUUUCAAACAUAAUUUUAACUCACAUAUAAGUAACUCUGCAUCACUAGAAUAAUCCCAUUCAGUAGUGAGGAGCUCUCGAGCCUAUGACAGCAUUUUAAGGUGCCUUCUGCUUUCUUAAAAUCAGGUUGAAUCAGGUUAUUUCUUAACUAAUGACUCAGAAUGAACAGAAUGUUGAUGCUUUUAUUUUGAAACUGAAAACGGAUCAUGAUUGAAAAAAAGACUUUUAGAGGAGAGAGGUCUGUUUAUGUGGACUUUUAAAUGAAAUCAGUGAAAAGGUGUCAUGACAAAAUAUGCAAAAUAAUAGGAACAUAUUUUUGGAUGUGCCUGUUGACAUGUGCACUUUUUUGCUCAUUUGCUGCACAAAAAACUCCUUGUCCUGGUUUCACAUGUUCAUUUACAAACUGAUUAUUAAUAACAAAAUCAUGAUGAACUUUUUUUUGGUACUUGUGUUCACAUCAUGUGUUCUCUUAUAUAGAACUUGUUUCACACACCAGGGGUCACAUUCCCACUGCAACUUUAACUACCAUUGUUUUACAUUAUGCUGCUACUGUUAAAUUGUCAUCACCUUGAUACAACUCAAUGAUAUUGUUUUUAUGCCAGUGCUUUUUUCUCUCUCAUAUUUUUACAUUAUUAAUAUAUUUGGAGGUACUGUUGACUUAACUGCGUAAGAUGUAGUUAUUGCAUAUUUGAUUUCAUCAAUCCAGGUUUUAAGUGUUGAAUAAAGGCCUAAAGAUU